AUGGAAAGUGAUGCAUCAAGCGAUGAAGAUGUCACAACGACCCCUGUAAUACUCAGGCUUAAUUGUUCUGUGUAUAAUCCAUGCGGUCGAUAUGGCUAUUGUCGAGAUACGACAACAGGUGACACAAAAUGUCUUUGCAAAUUUUGGUGGAAUGGAACAAGAUGUGAUGAAUGUGAGAAAAAUGAUCCUUGUAAAUCUAAUAUUCAUGCUUUCUUUUUACUCUAUCUUGUAGUAUCAAAUAGUGGUCAACAGGUUAUAGCACUAGGAGUUCUGGUAUUUAUUUUGUUAGUAUUUUUUUAUGGAAUGCUAUUGUUUCGUCGUAUCAUGAAAAACCGUAAACUACCAAAAAAUGAACAAACAGAAAAAAUUCCAAUUUUCACUCGAAAAUUUCCUACAGUACCGAUCACUGUACUUGAUCCUUCUCGUCGGAUUUUAUCAUGGAUUACUGGUAUUUUGACUCUUAUAGUUGCAGCAGGUACUCUUAUUGCUAAAUGGUUUACUAUAAAACCUAUUCAUGAAGAAAUUGUUGAUAAAUUUCUAAAAAAUCAAUCAGUUUUUUAUAUACGUCCAUCAGUUUGUCGAAUUAUUGAUUUAAGAGCUGAAUUCAAUCUUUUUACUUUUCCGGCUGCUUGUCUACUUAUUGUAUUGUUUAUAAUAACAACAAAACGUACUUCAUUUCAACGAAACAAACAUUGUAAAGGUUAUUUAGGUAUUCCAAUACCAUUAGAUUUUUUCGGUCAUGUUAAACGAACAUUAGCAGCAGUCAUAUUUGCUGUAUUUGCCGAUGAAUUAUUAGAUAUUGUAACGGAACUCAUAGCUGGAAAUCGUCCAUCAAGUGGUAGAGGUGUCAUAGUGAGUUAUCUAUUCCAGAUAAUACGAGUCUUUAUCAUUGGCUUUCGACGUUAUCCAAUUUUGGCUGCUGUCUAUAUUGAUAAUUGUUUCAGUUUAGCUUGUGCUACUUUAUAUGUAUGGUUAGAUUUCAGUGUAUCUAUUGUUUAUACCGGUCUUUGUCGAAAUAGUUUCUAUCUAACAGAAGAAGCAUUUAAUAAAACUGACAGUACAAAUACAGAGAUUAAAUUGACUUAUUAUGGUACAGGAUCAAAAUUAUUAUUUGUUCAACUAUUGACUGAUAUUCCUCCUUAUAUAUGUCUUGCUUAUAUUAGUGUUAAAUUACCUAUGUUAUUAUUAAAACGAAUUCGACAUCGACAUCCUACUGACAGACAACUGACACGUGAACAAAAAGAUCUUUUAUAUUCAUCUUUACCACAUUCAGCUGAAUCACGAUAUGUUAAAAAAUUAUUAGGAAUAGUUCCUAUACAACCACCAAAGAAUCGAUUUAAUCAAAUUUUACGAAAAAUCUAUGCAUGGCGAGAUGAUUUUCGUUUCUCGUCUCGUGUAGUCUGUGUCUAUGCAUCAGCUUUUCUACUACUUUUCUUUAUUACUGUUAACGCUUACAUUCAAGUUCUUCCAAAACUUGAUGCAGCCCAAAAAGGUUUUCAAGAUGGUGCUAAUUUCCUUGCUGGAGUUGUAUUACCAUCAGAGCCUGACGUGAUAUAUGAUGAAGAUACACCGUCGGAUUUUCCUAUACCGAAUCUUACUCGAUCAUAUAUAAUUGGUGUUAUUAUUGCAUUGAUUAUAAUCAUUGUACAAAUAUUAGUUAUGCUUGCAAGUAUUCGACGAAAUCUUAUACAAGCAUUUCGUGGUAAUCAUUCUGAAAUACCAGGUCGUAAUCCAUCCCGAAAUGUUAGUUGUAUAACUGGCUAUUUUCAUUUCGCUGGAUAUUUAAUUGGUUAUCUUGUAAUAGGUUAUAUAGUUUUGAUAUUUUUUGCUGUUCUUAUAGUACUAGUUAUUGAUGGAUUUCUUACUUUUGGAAAUGCAAGACUUAUUGAACGAGGACUCAAGGGAUUAAUUCCUUUCGUACUUUUUACAACAUUUAAAUUAUAUUUAAAUAAAACUUUGGGACAAAUUGUAUUUCUACAACAUGCUGGUGAAGUUUUAUCAGUUAAUAAUCGACGAAGUUUUAUGGUAUAUAUCUAUUUUAAUUUUUUUCUCGAUGCUUUUCUGGGUUUUAUUGCUGCUAUCAUGCGUAUAUUGAAAAGUAUUGGUGGUGGUAUCAUUUACAUGUGCCGAUUGGAUUAUGCACCAUUGGGUAGAAAAUUAGAAACUAUGGAUGCUGGUUUUAAUUCAUAUUGUGGAUUAAUUCAUAUAGAAUGUGCUCAUCGACAUCCUGUUUUACUUUGUUUUGUUAGUCAUCUUCUUCGUGAUCAUCUUUAUCCAACAACAACAAAACGAUUAUCAAAAGCAAAACAUAAAUGGCUUCUUGCUGUAUUCUUAAUAAAUAAUCCAACAUUAAUUUAUCAACGAAAAGAAUUCCUACAAAGUCGACAAGAAAAUCAAACAAAAUUGAUGUUGAUUGGAAGAAAGAACACAAAAAUUCCGUACAUCGAACAACCAAGUAUAAUCUCGACAAAAGCAUUAGAAGACGUAUGGGAACAUCGUAGAUUUUAA
Messenger RNA from Adineta steineri, 2508 nucleotides. The record is from the annotation of a GenBank genome assembly. NCBI's taxonomy places the organism in Eukaryota, Metazoa, Rotifera, Eurotatoria, Adinetida, Adinetidae.